Messenger RNA from Thrips palmi, 6965 nucleotides. RefSeq names its product stAR-related lipid transfer protein 13 (gene cv-c). The transcript is spliced from 22 exons. Lineage: Eukaryota; Metazoa; Arthropoda; Insecta; Thysanoptera; Thripidae. The record is from RefSeq and is a predicted model, not a curated record. Gene Ontology annotation, molecular function: GTPase activator activity; lipid binding. Gene Ontology annotation, biological process: regulation of Rho protein signal transduction; actin cytoskeleton organization; signal transduction. The annotation marks the transcript as partial.
GACCCCAGGGCCGCGGGGGUCAUCUCGGGCGAGGACCCGUACCGCGACUUCGAGCUGUACCUGGAGAAGGUGGCGGCGGAGCUCGAGAUCGGCGAGGUGUUCGAGGAAUGGCAGCAGACGGCAGCCUCGCCACGGGCGGCCGCCCCCAUCGCCGCCCCGGCACCGCCGCCGCCGGAGCCGCCACCCAGACGGUCGUCCCGGACCAGACUGCUUCUGGCCGGAGCCCGGGCCGAGGACGCCGAUGACGUCCCCGACGUGGUGCUGUCCAACGGCGAGGCCUCGCCGCCGCGCCGCCUCAGCAACAACAAGCGGCGCAGUCGCCGCGGCCGGGCGUCGCGGCGCUACAACACCGACACCGUGGUGACGGGCGACUGGUCCGACGAUGUGCUCGCCGACUUCCACGACCUGAUCGUGCAGGAGCUCGCCGCGCUCGCGCUCGAGCAGGCCAGCGACGGCGAGGAGGUGGACGCCGUCGACAUGGUGCGCUUCCGCGUGGGGUCGCGGUCCAUGUCCGCGCCCGUGUCCGGCGCGUCGUCGCCGUGCACGUCGCCGACGCCGCCCCCCGAGGAGCCCCGCCUGCGGUCGCGCUGGCUGCGCCGCAAGACGGUGGACGACGACGCGGUGCUGGUGAGCAUCACGCCGCUGCCCGAGGACGACGACUACCUGGGGCCGCUGUCCGCGCCGCCGGGGUCCGCGUGCCGCACCGCGCUGCCGGACCUGCUGCCCGCCAAGAGGGCCGCCACGCUGCCCGCGGGGCCCGCCGCCCUCCCGCUGCGGCGCCGACCGGGCUCUGGCGGCGACCUGCUCCCCGUGCGCGAGGAGGUGGCCGUCAAGAGGCGCGCCAGCCUCAAGAGGGCCGCCGUCAAGUCCGCCGGGCCGGACCUCAUCACGGAGGAUGACGUGCCGACGCAGACCGGAGGGCUGCCCCUGGCGCUGCACAACCUGCUGCAGAAGCUGCGGCCCACCAGCCGGCACGGCAGCCUCAAGCUGCCCAAGGACUCCACCACGCCCGCCAACACGCCCACCACGCCGGGCAGCCCCCUGGACGCGCCGGAACGGCCGCCGUCCUUCCCGCUCCGCCUGGAGGCCCCGGAGGGCCUGGGCGAGCAGGGCUGCUUCGUGGCGCCCACCGCCGUGGAGCUGGUGGCCGUUGACGCGGGCACGCAGACGUCGCCCGCGCUGUCCAGGAGCUCGUCCUUCACCUGGGUGUCGGACUGCUCGUCGCUGCCGCUGCCCGACACCCCGGACACGCCCGGCUCCCUGUCCGAGGAUGACCGGUCGUCGUCGUCCUCGUCAGGCCGAGGCUGCAGUCGCGGUGCCGACGGCGCCCUGGACGCGCGGCCGCGGCAGGCGACCAGCGCGUCGACGGACGACUGCCUGAGCUCGGUGGACUCGGCGGGCGGGGACUCGCACUCGCCCACGCCGCCGGAGUCGCCGGUGCUGCGCGCCAGGGCCGCGAGGGCCGCGCGGUCGUCGGGCAGGGCCGCCGAGCGCGCCGAGCAGAGGCCGUGGGGACGCGAGGACGCCGAGGCCGAGGGCCACGAGUCGGGCAUCGGCACGGCCUCGCCGCCGCCGUCGCACGCCAGCAGAAACCUGCGGUCCAGCGUGCGGCGCAACAAGGACACCUGGGAGCGCCUGCACUGGGGCUCGACGCCGGGCCAGACGCCGGGCCAGACGCCGGGCCAGGACACGUCCCCGGGCAGCGAGCGGCGGUGCGACGCCUGGGUGCGGCGAGAGUCGGUGGAGACGCAGACCUCGUCGCCGGGCGCGGCCGUCGCCGACCACGGCGUCACCGCGGCCUCGGCGCCCACGCCGGACUCGGACAACGACAGGGCCUCGUCCACGGCCGCCACGCUCGGCGAGGAGGCGGCCGACGCCGCGGACUCGGACAACCAGACCGUGGACUCGUCCAGCGGCGUCGACGAGUCGGCCGACACCGGGUCGGCGCUGUCCGUCACCUCGCUGCCGCAGCCUCGCCCCCAGCGGCCGCAGGACCUGCCGCUCUCGGCGCUGGUGUCGCGUGGGCCCGGGGCGGACUGCCUGACGGCGCAGAGUCCGUCCACCGUCUCGCUGCGCCUGUCCGCGCCGCUGCCCUCCGAGCUGGGCUCCAAGUCCUCGUCGGCGCCGCUCCUGGUCAAGCCCCUGGACGCCGAGGGCGCGGCCGGGCAGGGCGGCGGCGUCGGGCUGCGGGGCCGUGCCGCGGACGACAGGAGGAUCUUCCGGAAGCCACGGUCGCACUCGGAGCGCCAUCUCGCAGAGAUCGAGGCGGCCGAGGCGUGCAAAUGGCUGCGAGCGGCGGGAUUUCCUCAGUAUGCGCAGAUGUACGAAGACCUGCAGUUUCCAGUGGACGUGGCGGCCGUGGCCAAGGACCACCCGUUCCUGGAGCAGGACUCGCUGCAGUCGCUGUUCCGGCGGCUGCAGGCCCUCAACCGCACCGCCAACAUGAAGGUGGACAACCUCCAGGGACAGGGCGACGACUCCGACGAGGACGACCAGUGCGCGCUGAGCGAGAACUGGACCUUCCAGCCCGAGUCCCGGCGCUGGUCGCGCGUGUGCGACGUGAGCGCGGAGCACGCCGAGCGGCUGCAGGCGUUGUCGGCGCAGGCCCAGCAGCAGGGCGACGAGCCGCUGGCCGUGGAGCCCGUGGAGGGCGGCGACGGCGACGUGGUCAUCUCGGCGGUGCGCUUCGGCAGCCUGCCCUUGGCGGGCAUCGGCGGCCACGGCCUGCCCACCGAGUCCGACCUGCUGGCCGUGCGCUUCCGCCGCAGCGGCUCGGAGCGGCUGCGCGACGGCGCCAAGGCCCUGCUGCGCCGCAUGGAGUCCCUCAAGACGCGGCGGCGCAAGCGGCAGAACCGCGAGGGCGUGGUGAUCGGCAGCCCGCAGGUCCUGGACGUGGCCACCAUGCAGCAGCGCAUGCGCGACCUCAACUGCGUCGACGUGUCCCCCACGGAGCAGGCGCCGCCGGCCUUCCCGCCGCCCUCGCCCGGACGGGGCUCCUCGCCGUCGCCGUCCUCGGACCACGGCAACACCAGCGGCAACGCCAGCGGCGGCUCGCAGGGCUCGCUGUCCCGGCCGUCGCGCUUCACGCGCGCCACCCGCCGCCUGCUGAGCCGCGACAACACGGACCCCGGCACGGCGGGCUCGGCCUUGGGCUCGGCCUUGGGCUCGGCCGGCGCGUCGCUGUCCGACUCGGAGUGCCACCCGGCCAGCUGGCGGCAGUGCUACCUCAAGGACGCCAACAGCAACAACACCAAGGUGCUCGAGCUGGUGCCCGGGGCCGCGGCGGGCUGCCCCGGCCCGGACGCCGAGGACGACCACGGACAGGCCGCGAGGAAGCGGCCCGCCAGCGAGCGCAGCGCCAGCGGCCACCCCCGCGGCCAGGGCCAGCCCCACACCCGGACGGGCAGCCUCCGCGACAGGGACAAGGCGUCGCCAGGCUUCCGAAGAGGUAUCUCGGUUGAAAGCGGCCACACCGUCCACCCGACGCCGCCCGCCUCCAUGCCGCCUCCGCCCUCCCCCGUGCGGACCAGCAUCAUCCCCAGCACCCCCCUCGGCACGCCGCUCGGCACGCCGCUCGGCACGCCCCUGGACGACAUGAGGAGCAGCACGUACGACAACGUGCCCGCGGCGCCGGCCUCCCCGGGGUACGCGUCGUCCGCGUCGCCGACGUCCCCCGGCCACGCGGUGCAGGCCGGCCUCCACGCGCGCGCGCAGCCCUCGCACAGCGCGAGCCCCACCCCGGACCGCUCGCCGCAAGACAUUUGGAUGGCUUCUGCGGCGGAACUGUCUGCUAGUCACGAUUCCAACAGUACUUUGGCAUCACAACCAGACAGUGAGCGAGAGGACAGUGAAGGAAAUACCAAACACAGAGGGACUGUCGUUCGAUGGCAUAGCUUCCAGCGAGGUUCCACUGGAAGACCGGAUUCACUGGGGCCCACUGGGUCUGUUGGACCUUCUCCAGGAAGGGUGUCUGUUAGUGCACUGUCAUGUGGUCAGCUCUUGGUUUUGAGGAAAUUAGCUCUCUUGAGACUAACUGCCUGCAUGGAGCGGUACUGUCCCACACACCGCACAGGCUGGAACUGGGAGCUGCCAAAAUUCAUCCGCAAAAUUAAGGCUCCAGACUACAAAGACAAGACAGUCUUUGGUGUUCCUCUCUUAUUGUCGCUGCAAAGGUGUGGGCAAGCCCUACCUCCAGCAAUCCAGAAGGCUCUGCGGUGGCUUCGGGCCAAUGCCCUUGACCAAGUUGGAAUUUUCCGGAAAUCUGGAGUGCGAUCUAGAAUACAACGACUGAAAACUGCUGUUGAAACUCAAGGGGAAGAUGUUUCCUUUGAGGGUCAGCAGGCAUAUGAUGUUGCUGACAUGGUGAAACAGUUUUUCCGUGAGCUUCCAGAAGCUCUUCUCACUAAUAAACUAUCAGAAACCUUCAUUUCUAUUUUCCAACAUGUCCCACAAGGGGAUAGAGCAGAAGCAGUUAGUUGCGUGCUGUUGCUGCUACCUGAUGAGCAUAGAGAAGCACUGCGAGCUCUUCUAGAAUUCCUUGCAACUGUCACCACCAGAGCUGAUGUCAAUCAAAUGUCUGCAAGCAAUUUGGCUGUAUGCUUGGCACCAUCUCUCCUCAGACUGCAUCACCAUUCUCCUACAUCAUCAUCACCUUCGUCACCUGCGGGUCGUUCAACUUCUGCCAGUCCCAGGCGGAGGAAUAAAAGUAUUGGAGCUCCAGAUCCUAGAGAGCUUGGUGAAAACCGUGCUGCUCACGAUUGUGUCCUUCAUUUGAUCCGGUGUCAUAGGGAUCUGUUUUCGGUCACUGAGGAAACCUUGGCACAAUGCCAUUUCACGUACAUGGAUGAAAGUGUACCUGUGGCUCUUGAGGAGCUUGGUUCUGAGUUAAGUCAGGAUUGGCGGGGAUAUCUGCAUGCAUGUGUGAAUGCCCUGCUUAGAGAGGCACGCGAUCGAAGUCGUGGGUGGGUUAGUGUGAGCGGUGGUCCAGAGCCUGCUGUUGAUGUGGCAUAUCGCAAAGUUGGGGAUGGACACCCUCUGAGGCUGUGGCGUGUUUCAACAGAAGUUGAAGCUCCCCCUGGAGAACUUCUGCAAAGAGUGUUACGUGAACGUCAUUCAUGGGAUCAAUCUCUUUUGAAGUGGCGGGUUGUCGCAAGACUGUCUGAGCAGACAGAAGUAUUUCAAUAUGUUUGUGCUGAUAUGCCACCACUUCCCAACAGAGACUAUUGUGUUGUGAGAUCCUGGAGAUCAGAUUUGCCUAAAGGGGCAUGUGUAGUGGUUGAAACUUCCGUGGAGCAUGUGCAUGCACCUCUCCUUCCAGGUGGUGUUCGUGGCAUUGUUUUGGCAAGCCGAUACCUCAUUGAGCCUUGCGGGUCUGGAAAAUCUCGCAUAAUGCAUCUUUCUAGAGUUGAUACAAAGGGUCGAACACCUGAGUGGUACAAUAAAAGCUAUGGACACCUUUGUGCCCAGCAUCUUGCCAGGAUCAGAGCAUCUUUCCGACACAAUGCAGAGGGACCUGAAAGCAAGGUCUGACUGUUAGCCCCGGCCCUGUCGACGUCCCAGUCUUGGGAUUGCUCACAGGGCCACUCACCCUCGCAGUCCCCAGCCCGCUCUGUGAGUCGAGCCCAGAGCUGCUCCCCAAAUCACUCACCAUGCCAUUCCUCUAGCCGCUCUGAUCUCCUUCAAGUAGAAGAGGAAAGCAGUGAUUUGUCAGACUAGGCUGACUAGAUUGAGAAACAUUUUUAUUUGUCAAGCAUUGACAUGUUCUAUGAUACAGUUGUGCAUCCUUUGUAUGCAGGCAUUAUCUCAAUCUUUGUUGAAGUGAUUGAUUGUGGUAUGGAACAAAAUGUGAAAAGAGUGCAUGUUUGUACAUUAUGAGAGUUACUCUGUUCGUGUACAAAUUGUAGAGGUAUUCUUUUAAGUGCUAGGAUUAGGUCUAAUCAGUCUAUACAAACCUUAACAACUGAGAAUCGCAAGGUGAUGCUCAAGUCACACCCAUCCAUACCAUUUAGUUCACUUACACUACAUUAAUUAUCUCAGUGUCUGCUUUCCUCCAUGUGAUUUUAGCAUAGUAAUUAAGUUUAUUAUUGUUGCAUAUCUUAAAAGUUUAUUUGUAAAUUUUAUUGGAAGAAAUUCUGAAUUUGUGUGUAUGAAACCUGUGUGAAGAUUUAUAUAGUUAUUGUAAUUGUCAUCUUAAUUUUUCCCAAAGGAUGUGUGUUGUGGGUAUUAAAAUUUGUGAGCAGUGGAAUAUAUAACCAUAUUUGCCAGAACCAAAAAUUUUUUGUCUGUAGGUAAUUGCCAUACCUACUUGUUUUAGUUGUUUUUAAAAUGUUUUAAUGUACUCCCUGUUAAAGUAUAAGAUGUGGUGCAAAUGAACUUCCAGAAUUCAGGGUGUUCAUCAGUAAGCUAGUCACAAAACACAGUAAGAACUUGUCCUGUUAUUUGAUUGUUGUAAUUUUUUUUUUAGUAGCUCAGGGAUGUGAAGGAUUGAGAAAAAUAUAAACAAGUGUCACUGUGUGAAAAUAUUUGAGUGGGACCAUAGCUGAGUCAUCAAAAGAGAUUGUGCUAAAGUGAUGAUUUUUCUUUUCAAUGUCAUUUAACUUUUUUUGCCCGAAUGACAGGUGAAUUUUGAAUGUGAAUUUCAGUUCUCUCCAAAGCAUUUAAUAGUAUGUUGUUGUUGUUGUUGUUUCUUUAGGGAUUUUUGUCUUUUAAUGCAUUCACUUACCAUUCCUCAUCAGUUUUGUAACUUUUUAAAAUGUGUGUUCAUGAGUACCUCAGUUUUUGAUAUAUUUUUAUUUAAAGUAAAAAAAAAAAGAAUGUUUUGAGACCGAAUGUCUGCAUUUCUUUUCUUCAUUUUUUUGUCAAGUCUGGAAAACACAAUGGUGUAAAGACCAAGUGUAAACCUUUCACUAAAAUCAUUGUAUUUAUCUAUUUUUCAUAAAUGCAUUAAAAAUAUUUUGUAUCAGUGA